UUCCCACAUACAAGGGCAGUGCGACUGCAGUGGACAGCGCCAUGCCAACCUUGGGCAAUGUUCAAAAAUUUGGGAAAUAUUACUUACACCUAAAGAUGCUGAAUCAUGCUGCGUAAAUUCCCUUGUAAUGGAUGACUUAGAACACAGUGUUGUGAUAGCGGAGCGAGACUGGGAGAGUUUCUAUGAGGAGAGUGAGGAAUGCUCAAUUCAACCAGCAGGGCUUGCGAGCCUGGAUGGUUCAAGCUUAAGUGACACUGAUGAUGAUGAUGCAAAAAAGUCUACCCAAGUGCCUGAUUUAGAUCUACAGAUCAAGCCUGACAAAACAAAUAAAGAGCCUGAUGCUACAACACUAAGAAAAAGUGAAGUGGAUGACUGCAAACCUGAGAACCCAUCAAAAGAACCUGAAUGCUUAAGUUACAAGACGAACAACGAGAGAUCUGCUGAGAAAACUGCAGAGAUCAAUCUGAAUGAUGUCUCAACCACACAUGCAUGCUUGACCUCAGAUAGUAGUAUAAGUGUUAAUGACACCAAUUACACCGAUCAGCAACUUACUGCCUCAGAUGUAAAGGACUUCAGAAAGCAUAAUGAAAAUCACAGUGACGAUAAGUUAUGUCAAGCCACUGGCGAGCCAGACACUUCCUUCUCAUGUAUUCAUGAUGCAGAGCAUGUUGGCAGCUCAGAAGGAGAAACAGUUUUGAAGGUUACCGAAAGUUCAGCAACUCCAAAAAAAGAGAAAGAACGAUGGUUUGUAACAGUAAAUGACAGUCCGGUCAUGAUAAGAGUAAAGUCUGGCAAAAAAAAGGGAAGAAAAAAAAAAACCUCUAGGAAACUAGCCCGACAUAGCAUAGGAAAAGAAAGACAGAGCGAUGUCUCAAAUAAUAUUAAUAAAGAAGAAGAAAAAGAAGUAAAGAAAGAUGGACAAAUAUUACAGUAUAAAUAUAUGCAACCUUCUCAAACAUAUUCUGAACAUAUUGACUUUAAUCCAUGUCCUAAUCAUAUUUUUGAAGAGGUAAUUUUAGGUUCAUGCAAUACUCAAGAGGUCGUUUUUUCUCCUAUGAAAGAACCUGAAAAGGAGGCUUUGGAAAAACUGUCUAUUCCAAAAACAAACUGCACAUCAUUGUUUAUUGCUGGAGAAGGAAACAUAAGUUGUGAUUUUAGUUUUAAACACAAAGACAAUUCAGAUGAUCCUACAAAAUCAUUAGAAAACAAUCAUCCUGUUUCUCCUACACCAUUAAUUCUCACAGAAGCAGACUUGCAAAGUGAUGCUGUAGUAAAUGAUCAAAGCAUAGCCAUCAGACCUAAAAGUAACAUACAUGUCACUAUUCCAGAUCACCCAUGGAGCAUCAAUUUAACCCAUAAUGCUCAUGAAGAUACUCAAUCCGAUGGUUCUAGAUUAAUUCUGGAGGCGACAGCUACUCCUUUAGAAAAGCUACAAGAGCAAGAGUAUCUAACAAAAAUACCAGAAGAAUUGAAACUUUCCUCCCAGGACACUCAGAAUCAGGGAUCACAAAAUGAAAGUCUUGAAGCAGCUGUAGGUCCAAAUUGCCCUGUAUAUGCUCUUUCAUCAUUUUGGGAUGAAAUGGAGAAGUUGACAAUAAAUGACAUUUUACAUCUAAGAUCAGAUCAUAACAGAUCUCCUAUGAGCAGAAGUGUAAUUUCUGAUGAGAGUGAUGUCCAUCUUGAAGAUAAAGAACUGCUGACCUCUAAACAUGAUCGUGUACAAGAAAGUGACUUGAUGGAAGACUCUGCAGACUCUGACUAUUUCACGCAUGUAGAUGAGUCUAAACCAGACCGUUCAAGUUGUGAACUUUCUACACUCUCAGAUUGUGAUGAGGAGUUUCAACAAAUACUUAACAGAAACCCUAGUCCUGAGCCUCAACAUGUCAAAGAACAGACUGAAAAUAUGAAGUCUACAUACAUCCCAGGCCAUGAAUUUGAUCGAUACAUGGAAACUGAAUCUCUAGACAUUAUUAAACUGAGUCAUCAGGAUGGAAUCCCACAUAAUUUAUAUCCAGCUAUAGAGGUAGAAAGCUUGUUUCUUACAUUUACUCAGGACAGUAACGGCAAUCCUUUUGAACUGGAAGACAUCAGAAAAAUACCUGUUUUAUCAUUUGGCAAUACAGCAGAUAAUCAAUCCACGUUAACCUUUUCUGAGCUUUUGGCUAAGGGCAUUAAUGGAGCUGGUUCCUCAGACAGACUUAGCAACACUGUUGCCUCAUUUCCAUUUGCACAGAACUUGUCUGUUUGUGAGAUGUAUGAUGAUUCCUUCUCAGACUUUGAGAUUGGGAAUGUUCUCUUUCCUCCAACCAAAGAUAAGACUGUUCCCAUCUUCUCUGCCUCACACUCAGUGGUGAGAGAUUUGGUAUUCCCGCAGGUAGAGGAACUGGAUUUUGACCCAGAUUUUGAACAAGAUAAUAUGACAAUAAGGGACCUGUCUCACUUCAGCAGCCAGUCUGAAAUGUCUACUAGUCCAUCAGGAAUGCCAAACCUGUUCUUUUCCAUGAGCCAAAGAGGAAACUGGAGUAGUCUUUUCUCUCUGAGAAGAAGAAGAUUUAUAGGAAAGGGGAGCACUUGGCACCACAAUGUCAGCUCUUGGAUUUUCCCAAAAGAGGCAAAAAAGGCAACAUCAUACAUCUCAAGAUCUCAACAAGUAGCACUGCUGAUGCAAGGGGGGAACAACUCCCUCUUACAAAUGGCAGAGUCACAGCAAUGUGCUGUAUAUAUUUCAAAAAAAGAAGACUUUAUCUUUUCUUUAAAGCAGGCAGAUAUGUGCCUGGUUUGCAUUGCCUUAGCUUCUUGGGUAUUGAAAUCCUCUAAUUCACAGUCAACAGACAUGUGGAAAGCAGCUCUCCUGGCAAACAUAAGUGCAAUCUCAGCCAUCCAGUACUUGCGGAAAUAUGGAAAAGGACACAGCUGAGGAUCAUCAUAAUGUCUUUCCAAAAAUUCUCAGAAGGGGCCAGUAAAAAAAAAAGACAAAUGGUUCAUUUUGCACAAAUUUAAACCAAGCACAAUGUAAAUACAUUUUUGAAACGAUAGCAAACAAGACCAUCAACGUUAUUAUUAAAUAUAUAUUUAUUCAAACAGAAAGAAAUUAGGUUGAUAUGGACCAGAAGAGCACUAGUAGGUUGCAGGUUUGUGUCAAUAAAUAUUUUCAAGUUAAGCUGUACUGAGCAAAGUACAUUGAGUAUAUACUUGUGAGGAAUAGCUUUUUGCUUGGUUCAAUAAUAAUAACAAUAAGAAGAAGCCUAAGAAGAAGAAGAAGAACGUGAAACACUGAAUUUUCCCAGAAAACACUUUGCUUUAAUAGUCUGUGUACAGGUACAGUUUGAUACUGAAACGACAAGCUUCAGUGUGAAUGUAGCCCAAUUAUAUAAUAUUCAUCUGUAUGCAAAAUUAUUUUACCAUGACAAAAAUAUGUUAGCAUGAUAUGCUUAGUGAUGCUUAUUUGUUGGUUGGUGCUAUGUUUUUGUUAUUCCUGUGAGUUGUUAAUGGCUGUCCAGAAACCUUGAAUGUCAUAUGAAUGAGAAAUCCGACUGAGAUUAAGUAGACGGUGGACUCAAAUUUUCAACAUGCAAUGCAGCAAUAUGAUACCUUUGUGUUUAUUCACACAGAAUCAGCCCGGCUAGUUAGAGAUCUAAUAGAGGACAAGCACAAUGGUGUAGACAGUGGUAGUAACAUGUAAGCUGAAGCUUUGAAACCUGAUCUAUUUGAGCAGAGUGUAUGGAAAAGGAGGUGAGAGAGCUGUGCAGGCUAAACCACCCUUUUCAGGUUAAGAUGAAGCCAGACUGCACUAUCAGCAUGUAGUCACACUGCAUUGUGGGUAUUGUAAGAAACUACAUUGAGAUCAUAGACUGUAGAUGUAGAUUAAAUAUUUAAACUAAAAAAAAUCAACUCGGAAAUUAGUUAGAAAAUAAACUCUGGAUGCCACUGUAGAUCACAUGUUAAUUAUACAGAAUAAUGUGCAAUGUAUUUCUUUACAAGGAGAGUAUAUGUGUAAUAUUAUGUACCAAAACACAAGGUUAUAUUUUUAAUCAGUUCCUACAGAAUUUUGUAACUGCAGAAAUAAACAAAAAAUGAUUUUUGCACAGAUUUGGGCCAAGACGUGUCAUGUGACAUCACAAAACCUUUUAAACAUGAGUACAGAAACAUGUCUCAUCAAUAGUAGUAGUAUAAAAGAAGAAUCCUGCGCUUGAAAAUUAGUUU
Messenger RNA from Tachysurus vachellii, 4203 nucleotides. RefSeq names its product PPARGC1 and ESRR induced regulator, muscle 1 (gene perm1b). Bases 128 to 2917 code for a protein of 929 amino acids. The record is from RefSeq and is a predicted model, not a curated record. The transcript has 4 exons. Gene Ontology annotation, cellular component: cytoplasm; nucleus. NCBI's taxonomy places the organism in Eukaryota, Metazoa, Chordata, Actinopteri, Siluriformes, Bagridae. Gene Ontology annotation, biological process: regulation of DNA-templated transcription; response to muscle activity.